AUGUCUAAAUGGCCCGGUACGCCAGUAAUCCUAUGGAGAUGGAUGUUGAGCUUUGGGCAAGGAGCCGGAGCGUAUAUGACCGCUGCCAGUAAAUACCCCGAGGAUGACGAGUUACGUGCAUGGUACUUCAAUAGUACUUUGGAUUGCAUGCGAAAUGCUGGUGUCCCCAUUGACAACUUCCUUGUGGUCGCUUUUGGCCUACAGGAAUCCGUACCCAAGAUGAAGAAGAUAUGGACAAUUUCCGCGCUAGCGCGAAGGUGGCAGAGACCUAGAAAAUACUAG
This is a messenger RNA of Suillus paluster, 282 nucleotides long. RefSeq lists its product as uncharacterized. The transcript has 2 exons. The record is from RefSeq and is a predicted model, not a curated record. NCBI's taxonomy places the organism in Eukaryota, Fungi, Basidiomycota, Agaricomycetes, Boletales, Suillaceae. Bases 1 to 282 code for a protein of 93 amino acids.